AUGGGACGCCAGUCACAGCAGUUCGGUGUACCUGAUGCUGAUUUUUUAAACCUUUUUAGGGCUUUAUGGGGAACAGAAAGUGAACUUACAGCUGAAAUCGAGUGUCUUAAAUCAGAAGUUGUGAAAGCAGAAAAAGCCUUGGAUCAUGCUACUCCGGAAGAUAUAAGGAGGGGAAUUAGUACAGUUAGAAGAACCUGCAGAGAGUACAGCAUUACUGGAGUGUUUGGUUCACUUUAUCGAGCGUUUGCUAGAACAGUAAUUUGUAGAGAAUUGGAUGUUGCAACUCGUGUUGCACGUACAGAUGGUUUGGACUGCAUUACUAUUGAAGGUGAUCAAGUUGGCAAAAAGGGUGGUAAACAUGACAAACCAACCACAUGUGUACCCGGAGCAGCAACUGAACCAAUAUGCACCAUCUUUGGGUGGUGUGUUGGUGGACAAGAAAGGCGAUCAGACAGAAGAAGCUCUUAA
Lactuca virosa is the source of this 468-nucleotide messenger RNA. NCBI's taxonomy places the organism in Eukaryota, Viridiplantae, Streptophyta, Magnoliopsida, Asterales, Asteraceae. The record is from the annotation of a GenBank genome assembly.